This is a messenger RNA of Schizophyllum commune H4-8, 2377 nucleotides long. RefSeq lists its product as uncharacterized. The transcript has 3 exons. Bases 1 to 2094 code for a protein of 697 amino acids. The record is from RefSeq and is a predicted model, not a curated record. Lineage: Eukaryota; Fungi; Basidiomycota; Agaricomycetes; Agaricales; Schizophyllaceae.
AUGUCUGUUGCUACGGAGAUCUCCCUCGACCAUGUACACGCUCUGCUCCUUCGACUGUCCGAGGAGCUGACAGAAUUCAAAGCGAUGCUCCCAGACAGAUUUCAGAGGUUCGUCGGGCAGGCAAUCUCGGACGUGUCCGAUUGUAUGUGCUAUAUCAAGCCCCCAUCCGAAGAGCCAGGACAUUCGGACCCCGCUGCCCAAGAGACGCGCGCCGCCUCCCCCGAUCGCUCAUACGACAUUCUCGAUGGCAUUCCUAUGCCUCAGAGUCGUAUCGACAGUGAGAGGCAGAUAGCACAGGCAGUGGAUCGAUUGCGUCUUUCUCUCACAUUUUCAAACGACGACGAGCCCGAGAAUGACAACAGCACACAUUUUGAAUACCCAAUCAACGUUAACGCUCCUGAUGAGCCUCUGGGUGCGGGAAUACGCACAGAUGGCCAUGAAACGGACCACGGACUGGAGCUCGUCGAAGCGGAAGAUGAAGAUCCUGAACAAGAGAUCGAAGGUUCCGAAGAAGUCUGCGCACGUCAAUGCCUCACUCUCGACGAUUUCGACAGGACCUAUUCGGCUCUAUUGGAUGAGAUUAACCGCGAGGACCCUUCCUUCGUACUCGAUGAACGAGCGCCAGCACGAAACGACGACGACGGCGACGGCAACGGCGACGGCGACGACGGCGACUCCGCCGUAUCUUUGCUUGAUUCCGCUUUCGAAGGUCUAUAUGUAGUGGACUCUGGGCAUGAACCUGUCGCUGGCAGAGACUCCACUUCGGCAUCCAUGACCUCCACGAUACUAGAUUUUGAGACCUGGGAUAGCUUCUCUGCCCUUCUUCGAACUGCUGCCUUCGCGCGACGACAGAAGGUGCCAAGUCCCGAGCGUCCCUUGGUGUCUAUCUUGGAUGCAUUGAUCGCACGGAUUCCUCCCACGGCACCCCUCCUUCUAACCUACCUAUGCGGCCAUCAUCGACGCGUACGCAAAAUCGAAAUCUCUGUUCCAGAGAAAUUUCGUCUGACCAAAAUCGUGUUUCUCGACAACCUUGGCGACUUGGCGGAGAAACUGACGUAUUCUCAUUUUCUGCUCGGAAAGGCCACCACCAAUGUCGACGAGCUCUCCAAGGACGUGCUUGAGCAGGCUUUCGAAGGCAAGCUCGAGGGUGGAGGCGGACAACCUCUGGGAGAUGACGGCCGUGCUACUGUCCACGGCGUUCAGAACUCGAUGAACCACCAAAAGGUAUCUGCCAGAGAAGCAGACAUCGAGCGCCACUUCUUCCGCGGUUCUGGUGAGCUCUUGACGGAAGCCCUCAACAAGGUGCCAGUGCCGGGAGGCUAUUACAUGCGCAACGGCAACAGUGCGUUAAAGCAGGACAUUGAGAGCGACCUCGUCCCUGGCGUUCGUGCUACCACCGACAUCGACGACAUAUACGACGACUCCCCGGAAUCUGGCGUGGAGAUGAAGGGUAAACUCGACGCACUGUUCCUCGUCCAGCUUCUAGGCGGCAUGAACAAGGUCCUCGCUGAACACACGACUGCGCUCGCGGAGCAGCAGAGACGAUGCCCCGGCUACGCCUACAAGUUCUUCUGGCCGUCGGAGGACUUCUACAUGUACAGCGCGCUCCAGAUGGUCGUCCAGGUCUAUACCGCCAUGUUCUACAAAAAGUACCGAAUCAUGGAGCUGUCUAACAGCGACCGUUCGGUCUUUUUCUUCCGCCCGUCCGUGGAGAGCACGACACUCUACAUCUCGCGAAUGUACACCACCCCGAACUACCGGCCAGAUGACACGGAUGCCUCGGAGGGUACGGUGCUGGACUGCAUGACGAACUUGACGCGCUUUGCGAUGCGAUAUGUCGUCGCCUAUCCCGAGUUGCUCGACGAGCUGGCGAAGGCCGUACCUGAGCCCCGGACGAGGCACUGGAGUGCACUCAAAGGGAAAAAGAAGACCACAGAAGCGGGCAUUGACUCCAGGUCUUGGUGGUCGCACGGAGCAAGGUAUUACCCUGAAGACGAGAAAAAGCCAUCGCGACUCACGGCCCGGCAACAAGCGAUGGAGAAAGCAAAGGCAGCCAAGGACGGGGACAAGGGCAAGGGGAAGACGAUGUCGUAGACAUUUGUGCUGGAUCUGGAUUGGACUGGACUGAAUAUGGUUGCGCGUCUGACAUUCAUCAUCACGAUAUUAGGAAGAGUACCACGCAAGGCGCGUUGAUUACAUCUGGAAUGUAUCAUGUUAUGACUCGGUGGCAACGCCAUUUGCUUCCGUCCUAGUAUAAUAACCUCAUCCCAUUCCUGUAUACAUCCUUGAAGUCUUGAUACAAUAUCCCUAUUCCCUCCCUUACAAACUCGACUUAAACCAAAGGUUGCAUCACCGUCAUCACUGGUAGUUGACCGUC